AUGGAGGGAGUGGCGCGAUUGAUUCCGUCAAAAUCUUCAAGGGAAAGCACGUCAAAAACGACGACGAUCUCACUGGACAAUCAUGAUGAUUUUGAUCAAGAUACCCCAUUCUCGUAUGAAACGGCGAUUCCGGUGAUGGAGUCCUCAGGGCAGGACGUGCUCGAACUGGAGAUGAACCAUAAUAUUGGCUAUUUGGAUGCUCGGGAGUUCGGUCGAGCGGCUUCUUUCGAUUCGUUGGCUGCUCCAGCGUACACUGAUGAGUAUUCGGAUGUGAGCUACGAUAAUCUGGGAGCACCGUCGUCUUAUCAAUUUCAACCGGUUGACGAUCUCAUCGAUGAGGAACCAAAUAAGAACACCCAACUGAUCGAUCGAAAUUGUGUUGUCGUCGUUCAGCAGCAAUUAAGCGAAACACCGAUCGAUCACACUGCCUACUCACAGCCGCCAUCAACUGAGCAGUCACGACACGAGAACAACAAUCACACGGGACAUGUUGAUACAGCAGUGGCUCUGAGACAGGUCUAUGCAGUGAAAGCGACAACGGGAGAAGCUAAAUCGGCAUCAACUUUCAGCGCAAAUUUCAGUCGUCCCGUUUCCUCGUCUUCACUCAACACUCUUUCCACCACUCCAUCAACCACUUCCACAUCACACAAAAGAUCGAGUGGUCGAAAUCAACCGAAAAAGGAGCCCCUUGAUCCAAAUGUCGUUGAAGAAGAAGUGGCUAG
This is a messenger RNA of Mesorhabditis belari, 722 nucleotides long. NCBI's taxonomy places the organism in Eukaryota, Metazoa, Nematoda, Chromadorea, Rhabditida, Rhabditidae. The record is from the annotation of a GenBank genome assembly.